Stomoxys calcitrans (stable fly) is the source of this 482-nucleotide messenger RNA. Its product is annotated as general odorant-binding protein 56h-like. Gene Ontology annotation, molecular function: odorant binding. Lineage: Eukaryota; Metazoa; Arthropoda; Insecta; Diptera; Muscidae. Bases 29 to 427 code for a protein of 132 amino acids. The transcript has 2 exons. The record is from RefSeq and is a predicted model, not a curated record.
AUGACAUCAAAAUCGUUACUUGGGCGCAAUGAAAAAUUGUGAAAUUUUUGUUAUUGUCUUUGUUGUUUUUUCACUAAACAUAUCAAAGGCUUUUCUCCUUGAUGAAUUGAAAGUAGCCGCCAGCAUAUGUCGAGAAGAGUUUCCAGAUGUAAAAGGUGAUAUAUAUGAACUAUUCGAUGGUCGUAUGGAUGCCAACAGUGAUGAUGAUGAGUUUAAAUGUUUUGUCAAGUGCAUGGUAGAAAGACAAGGAUCAUUGGUAAAUGGCACGAUUGACAUAACGGCAUUGCUUAAAGAUGCUAAAACAGGUCCUUUGCCCAAUGACUAUCCCCCUGAGUUGGUUAAAAUGGUUGAAAAAUGUUCUCUGGAAAAGGGUGCAAAUGAUUGUGAAACUGCUUUCAAAAUGGUUAUUUGCGUGUGUAAUAAGUGAGCUAGAAAGGUGUAUUCUGCAAUAAAAAUGGUACGCAACAAGUAUGGCAAAAUAA